AUGGUCCAACUCCUCCCUUACGUUGCCUCUCUCCUAGCACUCGGCCAGGCCGUAGUUGCUGCCAAGGCAGUUACAUCCUUUUCCGAAUGGGUUGAUGGUAUUCUUGAGAAUCCCGAUGGUGAGAACAUGACACCCGAGGAGGUCGUCGUUGCCUUCAAGAGUGGACACUUCGAUUCUUCACCGUCAGCCAAGUUCAGUCGUAGCUUGUACGAGAAGCGCGCUACCUGCUAUGAGAGCGCGAACACAGAUUGCCUUAUCACAGAUGCUGUUGCAUGCAUCAACACCGUCGCCCGCAAGACCAACUGCCGCAACGUCUAUCUGCAAUGCCAGAUCAACACGGCCGCAUUGACGACCGACGGUAACAAAGACUCUUCCUGCAAUGACGUUGCUCGGGGCGCAGGAUUUAUCUUGGAUGCUUGCGUUGUUUCAGGUAGUGACAGGGUGCAAGGUUCGGAAUUCGCAUACGGAAAUGGAGCAGAGCUGGUGCGACUUCGGAGACCUUGA
Molecule: messenger RNA, 504 nt
Organism: Alternaria arborescens
Lineage: Eukaryota; Fungi; Ascomycota; Dothideomycetes; Pleosporales; Pleosporaceae
Exons: 4
Coding region: 1-504 (167 amino acids)
Source: RefSeq, a predicted model, not a curated record